Penicillium psychrosexuale is the source of this 399-nucleotide messenger RNA. RefSeq lists its product as uncharacterized. The coding region runs from base 1 to 399 and encodes 132 amino acids. The transcript has a single exon. NCBI's taxonomy places the organism in Eukaryota, Fungi, Ascomycota, Eurotiomycetes, Eurotiales, Aspergillaceae. The record is from RefSeq and is a predicted model, not a curated record.
AUGAAGUACAAAAGACCAGGAAACGGUAAACCAAAUGCACAGCAGCCCCAAGACACGGGCUAUCACUGCACCGUGUGCAAAAGCCGGCAAUUCAAGACAGAGCAGGGCCUAAGUGACCAUUUCAAACGUCAACACAGCAUCUUCCCAUGCCCUGACUGCAACGAGAUCUAUGCGGCUGCAGUUGAACUAGCCGAGCAUAGAUACUCAGCACACAACAAGGGAACCUUCAACAAACGAUACAGAGUAUCACCCAACAACCACUUGCCAACAGCCAAAGGCAACGCAACAAGCCGACCUAGGGCUGCUUCCUCGCCUGCCAUACCAGGCUUCCUUUCUACAAAGGUGUCUGUGCAUCUCCGUCUCCCACCUUCUCGCACCCGCUCAGCUUCACGCGCGUAA